This is a messenger RNA of Humulus lupulus (European hop), 2158 nucleotides long. RefSeq names its product ABC transporter G family member 6-like. Gene Ontology annotation, cellular component: membrane. The record is from RefSeq and is a predicted model, not a curated record. Gene Ontology annotation, molecular function: ABC-type transporter activity; ATP hydrolysis activity; ATP binding. Lineage: Eukaryota; Viridiplantae; Streptophyta; Magnoliopsida; Rosales; Cannabaceae. Bases 1 to 2079 code for a protein of 692 amino acids. The transcript has a single exon.
AUGGAAAUGGAAUUAGUUGAGUCUCAACCCAAAAACGACAUCGUUUUACAAGAAGAACAACAAGUCAUUGACAUAGCCGGUAAUGUCACCGGAAACGAGCCAGAGCGGUCAUUUUCGUUUGUACUCUGUUUCAGUAACCUCACUUACAGUGUCAAGCUUCGUCGUCCGAACAAGUUCAACGUAUUCCGGCGGAGAACGGCCGUACCUCCGGAAGAGAAAACGAUUCUGGAUAACAUCUCUGGAGAAGCUUAUGACGGAGAGAUUCUGGCACUGUUGGGAGCAAGCGGUUCGGGAAAAACGACAUUGAUCGAUGCUCUUGCUAAUCGAAUUGAGAAAGAGAGCUUGAAAGGAACCAUAACUCUGAACGGAGAGUUCGUAGACUCGCGGCUCUCGAAGGCCAUUACUGGGUACGUAAUGCAAGAUGAUCUCUUGUACCCGAUGCUUACGGUGGAAGAAACGCUCACUUUCGCGGCGGAGCUCCGGCUUCCGAGGUCGCUGCCCAAGUCGAAGAAGAAGGCACGAGUUCAAUCUUUGAUGGAUCAGUUGGGGCUUCGAAACGCUGCCAACACCAUAAUCGGCGACGAGGGCCAUCGUGGAGUCUCCGGCGGAGAGAGGAGACGAGUUUCGAUCGGUGUCGACGUGAUUCACGACCCGAUUCUUCUGUUCCUAGAUGAACCCACUUCGGGACUCGACUCCACUAGUGCGUUCAUGGUGGUGAAAGUCUUGAGAAGAAUCGCCGAGAGUGGAAGCCUCAUCGUUAUGUCCGUACACCAACAGAGUUACCGUAUUCUUGGCUUGCUCGACCGUUUGAUCUUCCUCUCCGGCAGGAAAAUAGCUUACAGUGGUUCUUCCACGAACCUUACUGAAUUUUGCUCUGCUUUCGGCCACCCGAUUCCGGAAAACGCUAACCAAGUCGAGUUCAUGCUCGAUAUGAUUUCCGAGCUCGAAGCUUCUCCUACCGGAAUCUCCAGCUUGGUGGAGUUUAACAAUCUUUCCAGCUCCGGCGCCAACUAUCGUCAGGCUCCGCUACUCAAAGAAGCAUUAAAGGCGGGAAUUUCCAAAGGAAAGUUCAUAACAUCUAACAACGACAGCAUAAGCAGUCCGAUCAACGGAAAAGUCUCCGGUAUCCGAAAAUUCGCGAACCCCAUAUGGAUUGAAACGCUGGUUCUGACGAAGCGUUCGCUGCUCAAUUCUCGGAGAACCCCAGAACUAUUCGUGACUCGUUUGAUCACAGUUUUAACCACUGGUCUUUUACUGGCCACCAUUUAUUGGCGUCUCGACGAUUCUCCAAAAGGGAUUAGAGAACGAAUGGGAUUCUUCGCUUUCGCCAUAUCCACCACUUACUUCUCGAGCUGUCAGUCUCUUCCUCUCUUGCUCCAAGAACGAUUCAUCUUCACCAGAGAAACCGCCUUCAACUCGUACCGAAGACUCUCCUACGCUCUCUCCCAAGCUAUAACAAUCCUCCCACUCCUACUGGUUCUCUCGCUCGCGUUCUCGACGGCGACGUUUUGGGCAGUGGGACUCGCCGGAGGACUCUGGGGCUUCCUUUUCUACCUAUGCAUCGUCUCGGGUUCGUUCUGGGCCGGAAACUCGUUAGUCGUAUUCCUCUCCGGGUUGGUACCUCACGUGUUGGUCGGGUUCACGGUGGUGGUGUCCGUCUCCUCCUACUUCCUCCUCCUGAGUGGAUUCUUCAUCAGUCGGAAUCGGAUUCCCGAUUACUGGGUUUGGUUCCAUUACCUUUCUCUGAUCAAGUACCCAUACGAGGCUGUCAUGAGGAGCGAAUUCGAAGACCCGGCAAGGUGUUUCAAGCGAGGAGUGGAUAUGUUCGAUGGCACGCCGUUUGCUAAUGCACCGGCCGCCGUGAAGGAGGUGGUGUUGGGGAACCUGAGCACGGCGGUGGGAAUCAAUGUGACGAGCACCACGUGUUUGAAGAAUGGAUUGGAUGUGCUGAAGGAAGUGGGGAUCACUGAGCUGAGUAAUAAGUGGGAAUAUUUGGCUAUUUUGGUAGCUUGGGGAUUGUUUUAUAGGAUUCUCUAUUACAUUUCUUUGUUGAUUUUAUGGAAAAAUAAGAGGAAGUAAAUUUAGUGUAAUGGCUUUUGGGAGUGUGUUUAUGUAUGAUUUUAUUUAGUUAUUAAUAUUGUUAUUAGUGUUUACAAGC